Messenger RNA from Arachis ipaensis, 486 nucleotides. Lineage: Eukaryota; Viridiplantae; Streptophyta; Magnoliopsida; Fabales; Fabaceae. The record is from RefSeq and is a predicted model, not a curated record.
AUGGUGACUUCUUUCGAAAUAACGCAAUGGGGACGCAACGACGAGCCAAAGGACAAAGUAGUAGAUGAGGUGGGAGACGCGGCAACAAAGAAGAGAAUGGACACGACGGCAGAGGUGCAUCACCAACUGUUAAGGGAGCUGGCAAACAACUUCAAACUUGGGGAGAACAGACUGGAAACAGGAUAUGGUUCUUUCAAAAUAACCCCAAGAAAGAUAGGUCAUGCGCUUGGCAUCAAUGCAACAGGAAAUCUGUUUCCUCAGAAAGUCGAGUAUAAGAAACUUUCUGAGGAUGACAAAAUAAUUUUUAGAAGAUUCCAGGGUAAGACCCUCAAAAGUCUUACCGAUGAGAUGAUGGAUAUCGGCGUUGGUAACGAAGAGGAACGCCUAAUGUUCAAGAGGAUUUUCAUCCUCUAUAUACAGAUGGCGUUCCUUUUGCCAACGACAAUAAACAAAAUCUCGUCUGUGCACCUGGCCCCAAUUUUUUAG